UACGCGGUGGAGGGAGGCUGCCCGAGUGUGAAGUGCAGCGCCGGGCGUCCUCCUCGUCGGGGUCUUCGGAACAGGGGCGCGGGGCCUGGAAAACACUACGGCAACCACUACGGCCAGCUAGGAGUGCUGGUUCGAGAUGGGGUCCCAGGUGUCCAUGGACGUGAGAGGUGUGCACGUGGUGAUCGUGGGCGGGGGCUUCGGCGGGAUUGCGGCCGCCAGCCAGCUGCAGGCACUGAAUGUGUCCUUCACGCUGGUGGACAUGAAGGACUCCUUCCACCACAACGUGGCUGCCCUCCGGGCCUCCGUGGAGAGUGGGUUUGCCAAAAAGACAUUUAUUUCCUACUCGGUGAGCUACAAGGAAAGCUUCCGGCAGGGCCGGGUGGUUGAGAUCAACCUAAAGAAUCAGACGGUAGUGCUGGAGGAUGGCGAGGCGCUGCCCUUCUCACAUCUCAUCCUGGCCACCGGCAGCACUGGGCCCUUCCCCGGCAAGUUGAACUGGGUUUGCAGUCAGCAGGACGCCAUUCAGGCCUACGAGGACAUGGUGAAGCAGGUCCAGCGCUCGCAGUCCAUCGUGGUGGUGGGCGGCGGCUCUGCGGGAGUAGAGAUGGCGGCGGAGGUUAAAACGGAAUACCCCGAGAAAGAGGUCACUCUUAUUCACUCCAACGUGGCCCUGGCCGACAGGGAGCUCCUGCCCUGCGUCCGGCAGGAGGUGAAGGAGAUCCUGCUCCAGAAGGGUGUGCAGCUGCUGCUGAGUGAGCGGGUGAGCAACCUGGAGAAGCUGCCUCUCAAUGAGUAUCGAGAGCACAUCAGUGUACAGACAGACAAAGGCACGGAAUUGGCCACCAACCUGGUGAUUGUCUGCAGCGGCAUCAAGAUCAACAGCUUUGCCUACCACAGUGCGUUUGAUAGUCAACUGGCCAGCAGUGGCGCCCUGAGGGUGAACGAGUACCUCCAGGUGGAGGGCUACAGCCACAUCUAUGCCAUCGGCGACUGUGCCGAAGUGAAGGAGCCCAAGAUGGCCUAUCACGCCGGCCUCCACGCCAACAUCGCCGUGACUAACAUUGUCAAUUCCAUGAAACAAAGGCCCCUCAAGGCCUAUAAGCCAGGUGCACUGACGUUCCUCUUGACCAUGGGGAGAAAUGAUGGUGUGGGCCAGAUCAGUGGCUUCUACGUGGGGCGGUUCAUGGUUCGGCUGGCCAAGAGCCGGGACCUGUUCAUCUCUACAAGCUGGAAAACCAUGCGGCAGUCUCCACCCUGAUGAGGAGGCCGGGCGGGAGACAAAGUACCGCUGUUGCCAGGUGAAUGGAUUGCGUGACAAGUGGUACCCGCCUUACAAGUGCCAAGGACACUUUUUCUGGAGUAAGAUGCCAGGGAUGUACUCACCAGAAACACAACUUACAGAAAACCAAAAAUGGAGAGAGCAUGAGCGCGCGUGCAAGAGAUUACAAAGACACCUCACUAGAGGAUUCUUUCUGGGUUUGGAAAGGUCUGCUUGCCAUAUUCUGACCGAAUGUUUCACUUGGUCCCGGGAGGGCGGAGCUGGCCUUGCCUACCACAGGCUCCUCUUGGAUGUGUACGCAUGGGCGUGGCACUCAGAGCUCAGCACAGGGAGAGGGCUGGGGCUCCUGAUGGCUGGCAGCCUGUGUGGAAGGGCAGAAAGGAGGGCCUGCUAGGUGAGGCCAGCCAAGGAAGGGGAUCUGUGCCUCAGUCUCCCCCAUCAUUUAGAGGGUGGGGAAGCCCACACAUCCUGCCACACUCAGGUUGUUAAUAAGAGUCUGAUUUAAAACUCUUAGUCCCUACAGUCUUUAAUCUUAAUGAAACUUUCUUUAUUUCCACUUUUAGAUCCUGAUUCUAUAUCAUAGGUUAUAUUUAAGAAGAAUUUAAUAUCUCCCUCUUGGUUAGUCCCUUCUAACAGUGAGUUUUUACAAAGCUAACAGAAGUGUAGACCGGAACCGGCCUGCCAGCCGCUGGAGGUGUUUAAGGAAAGGCAGCUGAGCUAAUGUGAGCUUUGGGUGGGCUGCCAUCUGGUUAACAUUCAGGGAGCAGAUGGGGGCUUCAGCAGGCAAACCCCUGCUUUUUGUCACGGGCAAGUUUGUAAGUGACAAAACUCUGAUGCUGGGGGACCCUUGGUGGUUUCGUGCUUCUGGUUUCUUGGCCAACCCUAAUGCCACUCAUCUGGAGACCCAGCCAUGGGGCAAUAAUGCCUGCCACCAAUUCUACUAAGGUAUAGAAAUGACUCCUGUUUGGGAGAGCCCUUCUCAUCCAGAGGAGCCGGUUCUGGACCACAUUAAGUUAAGCCUCUACAGGCUGGGUGGCUGAUGAAUUCAUCUGAAUAAACUCAGGUUCUGCCACCCGCCCUGCCCCUCCCCGCAUACUUUUGAUGGUGGUGUCUGGAUACUUGGCCAGAGUCCUUGGACACCAGCCUUGCUGGGCUUCUCACUGCAUUCCUUUUGGGCUGUGGCCUGGGCCUAAGAGGGACAUGUGCGUCUCUCCCAAAGCAUGGCUGCCCCUGCGGAGCUUCGCCCAGGUCUGCGUUCUGUGGACCAGGGCCUGCCAGGCCCCUCUUCUGCCUGAAAAACACAGGCCAUUUUGUGCUGUCUGACCUGGGGCGUAGCAUGGCGGGAGUCUCAGCCCAUCGGAGACAGACCUUGUUCUAUUUAUAACAUUCUAGACGUGUCCACCCAUGGGGACAGUUUUCCAAACGGACGAAAAUGUUGCAAUAAAAGAAUAUGCUGUAAGAAA
This is a messenger RNA of Pteronotus mesoamericanus, 2742 nucleotides long. RefSeq names its product apoptosis inducing factor mitochondria associated 2 (gene AIFM2). The coding region runs from base 137 to 1258 and encodes 373 amino acids. The record is from RefSeq and is a predicted model, not a curated record. Gene Ontology annotation, cellular component: mitochondrion; cytoplasm. Gene Ontology annotation, biological process: positive regulation of apoptotic process; apoptotic mitochondrial changes. The transcript is spliced from 9 exons. Gene Ontology annotation, molecular function: flavin adenine dinucleotide binding; electron-transferring-flavoprotein dehydrogenase activity. Lineage: Eukaryota; Metazoa; Chordata; Mammalia; Chiroptera; Mormoopidae.